This is a messenger RNA of Insectozyma verbasci, 2955 nucleotides long. The record is from the annotation of a GenBank genome assembly. NCBI's taxonomy places the organism in Eukaryota, Fungi, Ascomycota, Pichiomycetes, Serinales, Debaryomycetaceae.
AUGGAUUUGAACUAUGAUAACUUAUUAAGUACACUAACAUUAGCAUCUGAAUCAAAUAGAAAUAUAAAUCAACAAAAUGCAGAAUCUCAAUUGAAAAAAUGGGAAAUUGUCCCUGGUUUCCAUUAUUAUCUUCAAUCAAUAUAUUUAAAUCAAAAUUUACCACUCCAAAUUAGAUGGUUAGCUAUUAUAUUAUUCAAGAAUGGUAUAGAUAAGUAUUGGAGAUCAACACGAUUACAUGCAAUUCCAAAAGAUGAAAAAUCACAAAUUAUAUCUAAUUGUAUGAGUGCAAAUUUAAUAAAUGAACAAAAUAAUCAAUUAAUGUUGCAAAAUUCAUAUAGUAUUGCGAAAAUUGCACGGUUUGAGUUUCCACAGGAUUGGCCUAAUUUAUUUGAUGACUUACUACAAAAUCUAGAACGUUAUGUGUUUCAAGAUAAUAAUUUAAUUGCAACUAAUAAUUCAUUAUUGGUUUUAAAUUGUAUUAUUAAGACUUUGAGUACUGUGAGGAUAGGUAGAGCAAGACACGCAUUGCAAAAUAAAGCACCGAUGAUAGUUAAUAUACUUAUAAAACUAUAUAUGAAAUUUUUCAAUAUGUGGAUAAAUAAUGAAAAUUUGACAAUUAUGCAAUUAUGUUACUUAUGUUUAAAAAAUUUAAGGAGGAUAAUACCUAUUUUUGAUCAACCACAUAAGAAUAAAGAUGUUGAAGAGUUUUUGGAUAUUAGUAUUGAUCAUUUAGAAAGUAUUAUAUUAGAACAUGAAAAGUACUCAAAUGAUUUAUUGGAAAAAUUUAUCAAAUGUUAUCUGAAAUUAUAUGUAUCUAUAAUUACAAAUAAUCCAACGAGUUUUAUAUUAAUACCUAGCUCAGACAGAAUUAUAACUACAUUUUUAUCAAUUUUGGAACUGAAGGCAGAUGUGAUAUAUAAUUCAACUGAAGAAAAUAACUUUUGGGAGAUAUUAGCAUUAAAAGCAUUUGCAAUACUAAAGAAACUCCUAUCGUUUAUGUUCAGAAAUGGUGCUUUAACUUUAAAAGAAAAGAAUGAAAAAGUAGAAGUCUACGAUGCUUUAAAUAAAUUAAAUCUGGAAUUUUUCAAACCUGAUACUAUUCAACAUUUAACUGAUUUGAUAAUAAAUUGGUAUCUCAGAUUAAAACCACAAGAUUUAGAAUCUUGGUUACUUGAACCAGAAGAAUUUUGUAAUGAAGAACUUCAAAAAUCAUGGGAGUAUCAAAUUAGACCAUGUGCAGAAAAUUUUUACCAAGAUUUAAUCAAGUACUUCCCAAAGGAGCUAAAUUCAUUCAUAAUCAACAAAAUACAAAACGGAUUAAUGGCAAAUGAUUCAGUUGAAAAUAUUUUAACUAAAGAUUCAAUAUUGUGUACGUUUCAAUUUUCUUCAAAUACAUUAAGUACUCAAGUGAAUUAUGAUCAACUACUCCAAAAUAUAUUCAUACCAGAAGGGAUAAAGAAUGAUCUAGUAGAGAAUAAAAUUUUAAAGAGGAGGAUAGUAUUGAUUAUUUCUGAUUGGCUAAAUAUCACAAUUUCAAAAGAAUCAAAAGUUGGAAUUUACAAAUUGUUUCUUGAUUUUUUACAAUCUAAUAAUCCAGUAAAUGAUAAAGUAGUAAAGAUAAGUACUAUACAUUCCUUAAGAUCAAUUGUAGAUGACUACGAUUUUGAAAAACAUGAUUUUGAACCAUUCUUGACUGAAUUUGUAAAUAUAUUGAUCAAUUUCAUAAAUGAUUUGCAAUUGAUUGAGUCGAAAUUGUACGUUUUGGAUACACUAUCGGUAAUGAUACAUAAUUGUAAUCCAUUGAUAAAUUAUCAAACAUUAAUGUCAAUCCUCAACAUCAUUCCAAACAAUUGGGAAUUAAGUGAUAAGGAACCAAUCAUUAAAACAUCAUUACUUCGUGUGCUUAGAAACUUAAUUAUUUCAUUGAAUGUUAAUUCAGAGCAGACUCAUUCAAUUGCUAUUCCAUUAGUUGAUGCUUGUUGUUCUCCAAAUUCAAAUCUAUAUUCUUUAGUUUCUGAAGAUGGAUACGAUUUAUGGCUUGCAUUAAUACAAUUUGUCCCUGAAGGAAAUCAAACAAAUCAACAAUUGAUUGAAUUAUUUUAUACUUUAAUUAAUCAUGCAUUAUUAAAUUCAACAGAGAUAUUACCUACUAUAUUAUCAAUUAUACGAAGUUAUGCAUUAUAUUCACCAAAAUUAUUUUAUCAAGAUUCAAUAAUUGAAACAUUUAAAAUAUUGAGUAAUUAUUUAUUGAAGAUUAGAGAUGAUGCAUACUUAGUAUUUAUCGUAUUGAUGGAUAUUCUAUUACUUAAUUCAAAUGAACAACUAAUUUCAAAUUUAUUUAAUAGUGGACUAUUCCAAAACAUGUAUGCGUAUGUAAUUCAUGAUAAUCAUUCAUUUAUAAUGAUUGCAAAGAUGUAUAUCCUAUUUUCAAGGUUAUUCGGGAAUGAAAUUUUCAUAUCAAACUUUUUCAAUUUAAAUAUCAAUUAUCAAAAAUUUUUCGAGAACUGGAUUAGAUGUUAUAAUCAUAAUGGUAAUCCCCGAAACAAGAAAAUAAACCUAGUUGGAAUGAUAUCAUUAUUAAACUAUGGAAUUAUCAAUAAAAAUGAAUUAAUUUCUCAAUUGUUUGGAGAAAUUAUCAAGAAAGUUUUUUAUUUCAUCGAAGAAGUGAAUGAAAGUGACAAUGUGAUGAUUGAAACAUAUCAAUCUAAUUAUUUAUACGAUGAUAUUGAUGAAUAUUCAUAUAUGGAUCCAGAAAAUAUAAAACCAAAUGGGGAGAAAGUUAGGUAUGUGAAAUUAUUAAAUGAAAAAGAUACAGUAUAUUCAAUCAACUUAAUCACAUUCCUCAAAGAAUGUUUAAUCAAUAUUAGAAAUAACAUUGGAGCUAUUCAGUUUAAUCAAUUGGUAUAUUCCCUUAAUGAUAAAUAUUUAAAUGAAAAAUUGUCACAAAUUUUAUAG